AUGGCAUUGGAAAAGCUUACUUAUUCCCCCUUCUUUUACUCUAUUUAUGUCAUGUUUGUGUUGAACUUCUCAAUCGUGUCUGAUACCAUAAGUUCAAGUCAGUCCAUUAAAGAUGGAGAGAAAUUGGUCUCUUCAGGCCAAAGCUUUGAGCUUGGCUUCUUCUCUCGAGAAAACUCCAAGUAUAGGUACUUGGGGAUAUGGUACAAAAUUAGCCCUGAAAAAGUCGUUUGGGUCGCCAACGGAAACAACCCGCUCACUGAUUCAGAUGGUGUUCUCACAUUUAGCCAGGAAAGGAAUCUAGUUGUUGUCAACCGAUCGAAGAGUGUCAUGUGGUCUUCGAAUUCCUCCAGGGUUUUACGAAACCCAGUUGCACAGCUGUUGGAUUCGGGUAAACUUGUCGUUUCAGAGAAUAACAGUUCACGUUCUGGUGAAUACUCAUGGCAGAGCUUUGACUAUCCAACUGACACCCUUUUAGCUGGUAUGCGAAUAGGAUGGAGCCUCAAAACCGGUUUGGAAUGGCAUCUGACUUCUUGGAAAAGCACGAUUGAUCCUUCCUCUGGAGACUAUACCUACGGAAUAAAAGUUAAUGAGUUGCCCCAGUUUGAAGUGCUCAAAAGAGGCUCCACAAAAACAUUUCGAACAGGGCCAUGGAAUGGAUUCUAUUUCACGGGAUCUCCAGUGACUGAGAAUUCCAUCCACAGCCCUGUCAAUAAGAAAAUACUGUUGACUAUCACAGUGGCUUCAGUCAUUUGUGGAUUGUUAAUAGCAGGUAUAGCAUUGAGUGUUAUGAGGAAGAGCAGAAUCAGAAGAAGAGGGUUGCAAAGUCAGAAGGAAGACAUUGAUUUACCAUUAUUUGAUUUUUCUACAAUUGCCGAUGCUACUGGACAUUUCUCACAGACCAACAUGAUUGGAGCUGGUGGCUUUGGUUCAGUGUACAAGGGAAAUCUCUCCACGGGUCAAGAAAUAGCAGUGAAGAGGCUGUCCAGAAGUUCAAGACAAGGUCUCGAAGAGUUCAUGAAUGAAGUUCUCCUAAUUGCCAGACUUCAGCAUAGGAAUCUUGUCGGACUUCUUGGCUAUUGCAUCGAGGGAGAAGAAAGAAUGUUAAUAUAUGAGUAUAUGCCAAAUAAAAGCUUGGCUUAUUUCAUCUUCGAUUAUUGA
This is a messenger RNA of Syzygium oleosum, 1158 nucleotides long. RefSeq names its product G-type lectin S-receptor-like serine/threonine-protein kinase At4g27290. The record is from RefSeq and is a predicted model, not a curated record. Gene Ontology annotation, molecular function: protein kinase activity; ATP binding. The coding region runs from base 1 to 1158 and encodes 385 amino acids. The transcript has 5 exons. Lineage: Eukaryota; Viridiplantae; Streptophyta; Magnoliopsida; Myrtales; Myrtaceae. Gene Ontology annotation, biological process: protein phosphorylation.